Molecule: messenger RNA, 1849 nt
Organism: Hyaena hyaena (striped hyena)
Lineage: Eukaryota; Metazoa; Chordata; Mammalia; Carnivora; Hyaenidae
Gene: CLBA1
Product: clathrin binding box of aftiphilin containing 1
Exons: 6
Coding region: 1-1347 (448 amino acids)
Biological process (GO): intracellular transport
Cellular component (GO): AP-1 adaptor complex; trans-Golgi network membrane
Molecular function (GO): clathrin binding
Source: RefSeq, a predicted model, not a curated record
AUGCCGGCGGGUGCCGGGCGCGGGGCCGACGCGUUCCGUUGCCAGGCAACGGGCGGGCGUGGGGAAGACGCGCGGCCGCUGAGCGCGCGGGCAGAGGCGGCGGAGCUGCAGAGGUGGGUGCCGGCCGGGGCUGCGGGCCGGGACCUCGUGGGGAACCCGGCCCCGGGCUGCCCUCGGCCCGCGCCGACUCCGCUCUCGGGAGCCUGUGUUCUCCGGACACGCCGCUGCGCUGGACCGGCCGCCCCGGCGCAUCGACCCUGGCCACACAGCAGGCCGUCCGUGCUGCUGAGGAGGACCCGGCGGCCCUCCGACCCCGGGCCGCCCCGGCGCGGCAGUGUGCGUGUCUCCCCGCGCCGUCUAUGCGGGCCCGGCGGCGCCGACAUGCAGGGCCAGCAGCCGCCUCUCAGCGGGUCCCCGCGAGCGGGCGCCGGGGGACAGGGCGCAGUCUCCCCCUGCCCGACCCCUGGAGACAGCGGGGCCAGCCGGGCGCCCGGGAGGCGGGGCCGUGCGGGGGCGCCGUGCGUGAGGACCCCGUCCAGGACCUUGGGAGGCGGCCACGGCGUUUCCUGCGUCUCCGCGCGCACCGCCCGCGCUCCGGACCCGGGGGAGCACAGCAGCGCGUGGGGGGAGUUCGAAGGCUUUCAGGAAUCUUCAGCCGAGUCUCAACACUCCUCGCAACCCUUUGAGCUCCUGCACAGCCGCGCAGACCGCGGGCCGCAGAGCGCGGCUUCCGCCCCGACCGAGAGAGGCUCUGAGCAGCCGCGGCGGGGCGGGCCCCGGGCGGCCUCUGAGCCCAUUCUCAGCUAUGAGGAUGUUUUCAGGUUUGCUUUUCAGGAAGUACCAGUCCAGCAGGCAGCUGAAGGGGUCUCCCCCUUGGACCGCAUCUUAGAAAUGAGCGAUGAGGGAAAACCUGGCUGUGAACCCGUGCACAGACUGUGUUCUGAGCCCCGGAGACUCUGGAGAGCUCUUCAGACCACACAGAGCACAUCGGCUUCUCGAUGGCUCUGGAGCGAGUCGCGAUGCCAGGAAAACUUCUUGCUUGUUCUUGGAAUGGAUGCUGCCCGGAAGAACCUUUCCGGAGACCUGGGUCACAUUCUGGAAUGUUCCGACCUCCAAGAGCCUGAAGAACUGGGUGUACGCACCAUCUGUGCUCAGCCCUGCAGGGCCCUGAUCCAGACCCAGCCCUCGGGGACGUGUGGCGGCAGACAGGGGAGCCUGAGCGCCUGGGGCCUCUCUCUGAAGACCCCCUCACACAGGAGCGGGCAGUGCCUCACAGUCCCACGGAAAAAGAGGAUUUUCAGUCCACGUAACCUAAAAAUGACCUUGUUUAAUAGUAAUGUUUGCUAAGAUGAGAGUCCUUGGUAUUUUUAUGAGAAAUUUUACAUUUUCUUACUGGCUGGAUUUGCUCCUGGAAACCAGCACUGUUUUGUGGGGGUGUUUCUCAAACCUCAAGUCAGGUUCCUGGGAUCCUCAUGCAAACCAGGCUGGGGUCUGACUGCUUUGGGAGUGGGUCCUUCUGCAGAGCCAUCCCCAGCAGCAAGGGGGCGCCCCGCUCCCAGGAGCUCCGCCCCAGCCCCCUCAGACGAACCCAGUUGGCAUCCAGGUGACAUCGGGGGCCCUCUGCCCCGUGAGGGACCCCAGGUCUGGCCACCGGUGGGGGUGCACCGGCGUGGCCUGGCUCUCCGUGGGGGAUGUCACCAGGAGGCCGCCGUUCCCGCGCCCAGGAAGCGCGCUCUGGGCCAGGGCACACGCGGAGGGAGCGCCAAGCCAGGGUCUCCCCCAGAGCCCCGCAAAUGCUCACCUGCACCACUGCUGUGGGGGGGGGGGCUCUCCGUGUCCCGCCCUCCUC